Molecule: messenger RNA, 3003 nt
Organism: Myripristis murdjan (pinecone soldierfish)
Lineage: Eukaryota; Metazoa; Chordata; Actinopteri; Holocentriformes; Holocentridae
Gene: vcp
Product: valosin containing protein
Exons: 17
Coding region: 144-2564 (806 amino acids)
Biological process (GO): mitotic spindle disassembly; autophagosome maturation; retrograde protein transport, ER to cytosol
Cellular component (GO): nucleus; VCP-NPL4-UFD1 AAA ATPase complex; cytosol
Molecular function (GO): polyubiquitin modification-dependent protein binding; ATP binding; ATP hydrolysis activity
Source: RefSeq, a predicted model, not a curated record
GCCACGGCAUAACUAUAAAGAAAUGCAACAAAACUGCUCUUUCCACUGAAAUCAGACUACGUUGAGAAGCGAGCACCACUAGAGCCUCUUAAACAUUUAGCUAGGUUUUCUUUAUUUAUAAAUAUUAAUCCAGGCGGACGACCAUGGCCUCGGGAGGGGAAUCCAAAAAUGAUGAUCUAUCCACUGCAAUUCUGAAACAGAAGAACAGGCCCAACAGACUGAUUGUUGAUGAGUCCAUCAAUGAAGACAAUAGCGUGGUCUCCCUCUCUCAGACCAAGAUGGAUGAGCUGCAGCUCUUCCGGGGAGACACAGUGCUGAUGAAAGGAAAGAAAAGGAGGGAGACCGUGUGCAUUGUGCUCUCUGAUGACACCUGUUCUGAUGAAAAGGUUCGAAUGAACAGGGUUGUCCGCAAUAAUCUGAGGGUUCGACUGGGAGACGUUAUCAGCAUUCAGCCAUGUCCUGAUGUGAAAUACGGAAAGAGGAUCCAUGUUCUCCCAAUAGAUGACACAGUAGAAGGAAUAACUGGAAACCUGUUUGAGGUCUAUCUUAAGCCAUACUUUCUGGAGGCUUACAGGCCUAUCCGUAAAGGGGAUAUUUUCCUGGUCAGGGGAGGCAUGCGUGCUGUGGAGUUCAAGGUGGUCGAGACUGAUCCCUCUCCAUACUGUAUUGUUGCCCCUGAUACGGUCAUCCACUGUGAAGGAGAGCCCAUCAGAAGAGAGGAUGAGGAGGAGUCCUUGAACGAGGUAGGCUAUGAUGACAUCGGAGGAGUGAGGAAGCAGCUAGCUCAGAUCAAAGAGAUGGUGGAGCUGCCACUCAGACACCCUGCACUGUUCAAGGCCAUUGGAGUUAAGCCUCCACGUGGAAUCUUGCUAUAUGGACCUCCUGGAACAGGAAAGACCUUGAUUGCCAGAGCUGUGGCCAAUGAAACUGGAGCCUUCUUCUUCCUCAUUAACGGCCCUGAGAUCAUGAGUAAACUGGCUGGAGAGAGUGAGAGCAACCUGAGAAAGGCCUUUGAGGAAGCAGAGAAGAAUGCUCCUGCCAUCAUCUUCAUCGAUGAGCUUGAUGCUAUCGCUCCCAAGAGAGAGAAGACUCAUGGAGAGGUGGAGAGGCGCAUCGUGUCUCAACUCCUGACUCUAAUGGAUGGCCUGAAACAGAGAGCUCAUGUCAUCGUCAUGGCUGCCACCAACAGACCCAACAGCAUUGACCCAGCUCUGAGGAGAUUUGGACGUUUUGACAGGGAAGUGGACAUUGGCAUCCCUGACGCCACUGGCAGACUGGAGAUCCUCCAGAUUCACACCAAGAACAUGAAGCUGGCUGAUGAUGUUGACCUGGAGCAGGUGGCCAAUGAGACUCAUGGACACGUGGGUGCAGAUCUGGCUGCUCUCUGCUCCGAGGCAGCUCUGCAGGCCAUCAGAAAGAAGAUGGACCUGAUCGAUCUUGAGGAUGAGACCAUUGAUGCUGAAGUCAUGAACUCCCUGGCUGUCACCAUGGAUGACUUCAAGUGGGCCCUGAGCCAGAGCAACCCAUCAGCACUGAGGGAGACUGUUGUGGAGGUUCCCAACAUCACCUGGGAGGACAUCGGAGGUCUGGAUGAUGUCAAGAGAGAGCUGCAGGAGUUGGUGCAGUAUCCAGUGGAGCACCCAGACAAGUUCCUGAAGUUCGGUAUGACCCCAUCCAAGGGUGUGCUGUUCUACGGUCCCCCUGGUUGUGGUAAGACCCUGCUGGCCAAGGCUAUUGCCAAUGAGUGCCAGGCUAACUUCAUCUCCAUCAAAGGACCUGAGCUGCUCACCAUGUGGUUUGGAGAGUCUGAGGCCAACGUCAGAGAGAUCUUUGACAAGGCUCGUCAGGCAGCCCCAUGCGUCCUGUUCUUCGAUGAGCUGGACUCCAUAGCCAAGGCCCGUGGUGGCAACGUGGGAGACGGUGGCGGAGCAGCCGACCGUGUCAUCAACCAAAUCCUUACUGAGAUGGAUGGAAUGUCCAGCAAGAAGAACGUCUUCAUCAUCGGAGCCACAAACAGACCAGAUAUCAUUGACCCCGCCAUCCUGAGACCCGGACGUCUGGACCAACUCAUCUACAUACCCCUGCCCGACGAGAAGAGCAGGAUCAACAUCCUGAAGGCCAACCUCCGCAAGAGCCCCAUCAGCAAGGAUGUGGACCUGGACUUCCUGGCUAAGAUGACCAAUGGCUUCUCUGGAGCUGAUCUUACAGAGAUCUGCCAGCGGGCGUGCAAGCUGGCCAUCAGAGAGAGCAUCGAGAAUGAGAUCCGCAGAGAGAGGGAGAGGCAGACCAACCCAUCAGCCAUGGAGGUGGAAGAGGAUGACCCUGUGCCUGAGAUUAGGAAGGACCACUUUGAAGAGGCCAUGCGAUUUGCGCGUCGCUCUGUCAGCGACAACGACAUCCGCAAAUAUGAGAUGUUUGCCCAGACACUGCAGCAGAGCCGUGGAUUUGGCUGCUUCAGGUUUCCCUCCAGUGCAGCAGGGGGCAGUGGUCCAAGCCAGGGCACAGGGGGCACUGGCGGUGGUCCAGUUUUCAAUGAAGAUAAUGAUGAUGACCUUUAUGGAUAAACUACACUGCCCCGUAGUGGUCAGUACUGGGAUCACACCUGUACAAAUUCUCACCAGAUUCCACAUUUUUAGGACUUUGUGCUUCUUUCAUGUGUUCCUUUUUUGUAUGAUUUCCCUCGGGUGGAGAAAGCAUGUAGCCCUUUGGUUUGCUCUGGCUUAGAUGUGGGUGUGGGCAAGAGGGUAUUAGAAAUGGAGGACGAUUGGUUGAUGCAGAUGGGGGGGUAUUGAGUGGCCUCAUUUUCAGUAUAUCACAACCAACAUAAAUGGCUUUAGUGAUGGGAUUCUACGCUAGACUAUAAGAAAGAAAGGAAAAAAAAAAACAUAUUGCUAAUGACUUCCUCUUUUUUUUAAAAAAUAAAAUAAACAGUAGCAUACAAUGUAUUACAAGUUUGUCAAGGUUAUGUUGUUGAAAAUAAAAUCUCACAAGAUGAAAAUGUUA